AUGUGGGUUUGGGAACAAAUAGCGAGAGAAAAACAGGUUACGGGAAGAGUUCAAAUCCAGGUAUUUUAUAAUGACGAAAGAAAAGAAUUAUCGGUAGCAGUUUUAGCAGCCGAUGAUUUAGCAUGUCACGAAGAUACCGGAUAUGGAUCAUUACCGGAAGCAUAUGCAAAACUAAGAUUAUUACCCGUGACGUCUGAUAAACAUUGCGUUAAAACGGAUGUUGCAGAACCAACUCAAAAUCCCAUGUGGAAUGCAACGCUGGAAUUUACUAACGUGCCUGGAGAAGAUUUAAUGGAUAGAACAAUAGAAGUAACACUUUGGGAUUAUUGCGCUGAUAGAGAAUCCAUUUUUUUAGGUGAAUGCACUGUUGAUUUACAAAAAGCAUUUUUAGACGAUCGACCCGUUUGGUACAGGCUCGAAGAUCCAAAACAGCUUAGAUUAUGUGACAAAUCACCAUUUGUAUCCCCUAGAGGAUCCCUUGCAAAUGAAAUAGCAUUGAGAAAAAUGAAAAGAAAUGAAUUUGCACUUUCGAGAUCUUUCUCAGAUGAUCGAGACAGCGAUGGAAGCAUGGAAUUUAAUUUUCUUCAUCCAGAUCAUGCUUGGGCAUCUGGAGGUUCCAGACGUGGUUCUUCACAAUCCGAAGGUCAUCUUGAACCGGAAGCCGUUUAUCAACUCGGACAAGAUUAUUCGAGAUCUUUACCUGGUUCUAGAAGAAGUUCUUUUCAUUCUCAAAAAGAUGAAAUGAAAGAAGAUGAACCCCCCGUGCAAAUUUACGUAAAUAAAGGACGUAGACGAAGUUCGGUCGUACGUCAAGAUCCCGAAGAAAUAUUAAGAAGUUUAAAAUCUUGUAAAGGUGACAUGUUGGGAAGACAAAUGAGUCUUUCUGGAAACGAAAAAAGAAUGUCCGUUUCUCAAAGGCGUAAGUUUAUUAUCAUUAUUAUUAUUAUUAACAACGAAAUUAUUUAA
This is a messenger RNA of Pediculus humanus corporis (human body louse), 966 nucleotides long. RefSeq lists its product as uncharacterized. The record is from RefSeq and is a predicted model, not a curated record. NCBI's taxonomy places the organism in Eukaryota, Metazoa, Arthropoda, Insecta, Psocodea, Pediculidae. The transcript has 6 exons. Gene Ontology annotation, biological process: calcium ion-regulated exocytosis of neurotransmitter; positive regulation of synaptic transmission; regulation of membrane potential. Gene Ontology annotation, cellular component: cytoskeleton of presynaptic active zone; presynaptic membrane. The coding region runs from base 1 to 966 and encodes 321 amino acids. Gene Ontology annotation, molecular function: transmembrane transporter binding; small GTPase binding.